This is a messenger RNA of Diabrotica balteata, 536 nucleotides long. NCBI's taxonomy places the organism in Eukaryota, Metazoa, Arthropoda, Insecta, Coleoptera, Chrysomelidae. The record is from the annotation of a GenBank genome assembly.
UUAAGUUAUAUUUAUGUAGGCAGUUUGUCAAUAAAAAUAAAUGGUAUUACAUUAAAAUAAAAUGAUCGGUACUUAUUAUUUUGUGAUUGUAGGUCACAAUGAUAAACCUCUUUUUGAAAUGGAAUUUACAAACAGUAAAGAUUCUAAGAAGGAAGACCACAGACAUCUGAAUCAAUUUAUAGCACAUUCCGCUUUAGAUUUAAUUGAUGAACAUCAAUGGAAAUCCCAUGCAAUGAAUUUAAAAUCUGUAGAUAAAUUUAACCAAUGGUUUGUCUCAGCUUUUGUGACAGCUAGUCUCAUAAGAUUCGUUAUUGUACAUGACAAUCGUAAUGAUGAUGGCAUUAAGAAUUUCUUUUCUGAAAUAUAUGAGGCAUAUAUUAAACAUUCCAUGAAUCCAUUUUAUGAAGAAGACACACCUAUUAAAUCACCUGCAUUUGAGAAGAAAGUGCAGAUACAUGGAAAAAAAUAUCUGUCUAAUUAAUUUAUGUUGGCUUUUUUUGUAAAUAUCAGAGUAAAUUUAAAUAUAUGUAUAAGUU